Messenger RNA from Branchiostoma floridae (Florida lancelet), 2021 nucleotides. RefSeq names its product MAD2L1-binding protein-like. The record is from RefSeq and is a predicted model, not a curated record. Gene Ontology annotation, cellular component: nucleus. Gene Ontology annotation, biological process: regulation of exit from mitosis. The coding region runs from base 26 to 853 and encodes 275 amino acids. The transcript has 2 exons. NCBI's taxonomy places the organism in Eukaryota, Metazoa, Chordata, Leptocardii, Amphioxiformes, Branchiostomatidae.
UCUGAUUACCUAUAACUAGAGCAUCAUGGUACUGACGUCAGGGCGGGCGAAAUUCAAAAUGGCGACAUUUCAGAGGUGGCGAAGAAAGAGCAGCUCCGAGACUCAACGGUGUUCUGUGAAAAUAGACGGGCUGGUUGCACCACAGGUUUGCUGUCGUCUGACGUCUGAACUUUUAAAGUACCUCCUGUACGAGAGACAACAGAUACCGCUGCCUUACGAGCAAAUUAAAUUCGAUUUAAAAAGGGACGAAACCGUCAGACAGGAGACAAAGGACAAAGGAGUAACACCUGUAGUCAAAAGAUCCAAGUCACUGUUUCCUUCAAGUGAAAGAAAGCGCUGCAAGCAUGUUGUGGACUGCAUGGAGGAGCUGCUACCCCACCUUGAGGACCUAUUCUCCCUCACAUUCGUCCCUCAGGUCCUUAUCCUUAUUGGUGCAACAGCAGUCAGUCCAAAAGAGGCCUACAUCAUCAACUUUACUGAUGCCUUGACAACGUCCAAGGAAAACAGCUUGAGUGCCAAAAGUUGUAUCAGAAGCCUCCUCAGGGAAAUGGUCACCAAAGACUUUUUGCCAAUAUCCUCCAUGCCUCCCAUCACUAACACAAUCCUGCUAGUGAAGGCACACAGAGACUGUGGGCUGGAGUGGUUUGUGCCAAAGCUGACCUACAAGCUAGGAUCCCGAGGACAGCAAUACGAUAUCACCCUUGCUGGAACAGCACACCCAGGAGGUGAGCAGGUCCGUAUUGAAGAACAGGGACCAAAGGAUGACUACAUCUGGUAUCAAGCCCCCUUGUCUAUCAAGGGCUACAAGGAGAAAAGUGUAAGAGCCGCUAAGCCUGAAGAUAUAUGGAUUUGAAAUGGAUUAAAGAGGCUGGAAAAUUGCAAUAUCAUGUAGAAUACCAGUGACAGAAAAAAAAACCUUUGUGAGUUUGAGUGGCUUUCUAGCUAGGUUUUGUACUGUAUUGUCUUAUUGCUUUUUUUUCAAUGUGGUGAAAUGAAUUGGCUACAAUUUAUGUUAUUUUGAUCAUCUUACAACACAACAGCCUCUAUUGUAAUUUUUCCUUCACUUUAUUUUAUAAUAUGCACAAUGACAUUGUUUUUUUUCUAAAAUGUAGUUAUAUCUUGCUUGAUAAAUUUAAUUCAAGUGAGCCGUGUAACACAUGUAGCAGACACAUUUCUACUGUAUCAACAGUACUGUAUAUUUGUUGCAUAAUCCAAUGUGUGUUCUAUGCAUUCAAGUGCUUUUUGAUAUUACAGAAUAUCUUGUUAAAUGUUAGCAGACUAACAACUGUACUUGAUGCUUAAGUUCAUCUAUCUUGGGCAUUUCAUUGCAAGUCUCUUGUUGAUUUAUAAGGAAUUUUUUUUUGGCAGGCUACAUUUUUGGCAUUUGCUUGAACAUAAAUCUAUUGCAUUAUUUGUCUGAAGCUUGCCGAUAUUUCGCUGUACCUAAAACUAUACAUGAGUUACUAAUUAGUUAGCAUUAUUCUAAUUUACUUGAAAUUAGGCCUGUUUAUAAGAGGUGGAUGAUAAUGUAACUACUGAACAUGUAAAUUUUUUUCUGUUGGAUUUCCUAACUUUCAAUUGUAAUUCAGCUGUUGUAAUUUGUCUGAUAUGUACCAGGUUGAAUUCGUAACAAGAGAAUCUUUGAGCAAUGGAAACAUUGAUGCUCAUGCUUUUGCUUUCUUUGAUAGUUAUGUAGCAGUCUGCUAUAUUCAUUUUUAUGCUUGAAUAUAAACUAUAGCUUCAUUACCAUUUUAUGCCAUGUAUGAUUAUAAUCCCAAAUCACAGAGUACAAUACUCAGGAUAAUCAGUGUAUGUUCAGUGUGUAUUUGUGAGUUUUUGCAAUGUUCUUCGCUGUUGAUGUGCUGAUGCUGCUACAUAUUGCUGAUGGUUGUGCAAAGCCCUGAAUGACGUGUGUACCACACGCCUACAUAUCACCUGUAUUACAUGUACACCUAUGUGUAUACACAAUGUACUACAAAACUACUGCUAUGAUUAUCAUGGAAUAAACCAGACUUUGAUAA